GCGCGCUCGGGACGUAUUAACGCUGUGUGGAGUCGUUGCGUGCGAGGGGGGCGACGUAAGGGCGCUCCGCGAGCCCGUCUCUCCUCGAAUGAAAGGAAACAACCUCCGGCGACAGAGCCCCGCUCCCAGGCGCUGCCGGAGAACCGACACCGACUUCUUUCUCUUUCCCCUCAUUGGCGCUUCACCGCUGCCAUUCGCCUCUGGGCCCCGCCGCAUUUCUUGAGGCUAAAAGUGGCAUUCUAAAAGCAAUUUAAAAAUCAUGUCAAGCUCAGUUGAACAGAAAAAAGGGCCUACAAGACAGCGCAAAUGUGGCUUUUGUAAGUCAAAUAGAGACAAGGAAUGUGGACAAUUACUAAUAUCUGAAAACCAGAAGGUGGCAGCACACCAUAAGUGCAUGCUCUUUUCAUCUGCUUUGGUAUCAUCACACUCUGAUAACGAAAGUCUUGGUGGAUUUUCUAUUGAAGAUGUCCAAAAGGAAAUUAAAAGAGGCACGAAGCUGAUGUGUUCUUUGUGCCAUUGUCCUGGAGCAACAAUUGGUUGUGAUGUGAAAACAUGUCACAGGACAUACCACUACCACUGUGCAUUGCAUGAUAAAGCUCAAAUACGAGAGAAACCUUCACAAGGAAUUUACAUGGUGUAUUGCAGAAAACACAAGAAAACUGCACAUAACUCUGAAGCUGACUUAGAAGAAAGUUUUAAUGAACAUGAACUGGAGCCUGCAUCACCUAAAAGUAAAAAGAAAAGUCGCAAAGGAAGGCCACGAAAAACUAAUUUUAAAGGGCUGUCGGAAGAUACCAGGUCCACAUCCUCCCAUGGAACAGAUGAAAUGGAAAGUAGUUCCUAUAGAGAUAGAUCUCCACAUAGAAGCAGCCCUAGUGACACCAGGCCUAAAUGUGGAUUUUGUCAUGUAGGGGAGGAAGAAAAUGAAGCAAGAGGAAAACUGCAUAUAUUUAAUGCCAAGAAGGCAGCUGCACAUUAUAAGUGCAUGUUAUUUUCUUCUGGCACAGUCCAGCUCACAACAACAUCAAGAGCAGAAUUUGGAGAUUUUGAUAUUAAAACUGUACUUCAGGAGAUUAAGCGAGGAAAAAGAAUGAAAUGUACACUUUGCAGUCAGCCCGGUGCUACUAUUGGAUGUGAAAUAAAAGCCUGUGUUAAGACUUACCAUUACCACUGUGGAGUACAAGACAAAGCUAAAUACAUUGAAAAUAUGUCACGAGGAAUUUACAAACUAUAUUGUAAAAAUCAUAGUGGAAAUGAUGAGAGAGAUGAAGAAGACGAGGAACGAGAGAGUAAAAGCCGGGGAAAAGUAGAAAUUGACCAGCAACAACUAACUCAGCAACAACUUAAUGGAAACUAGGUAUGAAAGUUACUUCUAUCGGAUCUGUUGUCAGGAUACAAAACUCGCUGAUAAAUACAUGUUGGAGAAAUGGUAUAUGCAGUAUGAUUUUUUAAUGCUAUUAUGUUUAGUUAAGCAUGUUACUAGAAUGCUAAAGGAUUGUGUAGGCUUGCAUAGUUUUUUUAACUAGCUGAUUUUGUAACAGUAAAAACAAGCUAUCCACUUUAUCAAUAAGUGUAGUUGUAAUGUCGAACCAAUAAGAUGUUCUCGCUCCUCAAUAACAUUAUAUUUAUUGUGUUCCCCUCAAGCAUCAUAUUUUACAAUUUUUUAUCAUCUUUUAAACAGGUUCAUGGGACAGAGUUAGAAAACUGGGAAUGAAUAAGACAUCCAUAACUACUAUUCUUUUUUCACUGUUUUCUAAAAUCAAAAAGGGUUUGUAACUUUUUACUGCCCAGCUCUUAGAUCCUUCAUUGAACUGCCUAAAAACGUCUUGUUUGUUUUAUGAGCCUUCACUAGAUGGCAGAAUUUGACAUGUUGAUAUUACGUAGCUGUAGUUUGCAGUUUCUGGGAAGCAAUUGAAACACUAUUAACCCUGUGUAUAGUGUCAACAGUUAAAGCAGACAUUGAAAUGAAGUAAGCUAUAUUUCUGGACUGAACAAAGUUCUACUGUUUAGAGUGUCUGAGUUUGUUUAGUGGAUUCAUACUCAAGGGAAGGCAUAAGCGAAUUUCACUUUACAGUGCAAACACACCUCUGGUGGCAACACAUGGGAAUAUGUGAUUUUUUUUCACACUCCAGUAACGGAGGCUAGAAAUGAAGAGAACCUUCUUUUUCUCUUGGCUUUGACAGCACAUGCUAAAAAUCUCUUCCAAGAAGUGUGCUAAAGCUUUUCAUUUCGUUCCUGUUAAACUUGCUCUCACUGACCAGCAUGCAGUCGGGCGACUGGUGAUUUUAAGUUGUGAGCUCCAGUGCUUAUGCCAAAAUUCUCUUGACAGUAAACCUCUUCUCUUAUCAUGCCCUACAAAGAGCUUCCAGCAAAAUGAUUGGAUCCUUGUAAGUUUAAACUAACAUUUGGCAACAGCAAAUUAAACCUCUUUAAGAUGUAAUGGGUUACUACUCAUUAAGGACUUCAGCCACCAUGUCUGAAACUGGUUCCUCUCAAGUGCCGUGUUGUGUGGAACACUUCAUAUAUUGGCCCAAAGUAUGUAAGAAGGUCUCAUGCGCUGUAGGAGUAAAAAACAGUCUGCAGAAAACAGUAUUUAUUUUUCAUUUUGUGACCACUAUUUUUUUAAAAAAUUAUUUAAUAUUUUUAAUGUUUUCAUGCAUUGCUUUGCUUAUCUAUUAAAUAGGCUCUCGUGCCCUACUUUUUUCUGGUAGGGCUUGGUGGUGUUUUCUUGAUCAUUGGAGUUGUUUUUUGAAGCCUAAGAACCCAGCUGUUUAGAAAGGAUUUUCACACUGGCAUUUCUAGCUAGGGAUAUUUUCUUCCACUUACCUGCUGAAGCACAUUUAUAUAUUUCUUUAUGGCAAAACCAAAAAACUUUAGUUGUGGUCUGCCUAAUAUUACCAUAGCACCUCAAUACCAAGGGUAGGGAUUCUGAUUUCUGAAUUCUUUGUUAACCUACCACAUUAAAGCAAAUUAGCAAAUAAGAAAUAAUAUGUUAACUUGACUGUACAUCAAGAUAUUCUGCAGCUUAUGGAGAAGCAUUUUUAAAAUGUAACAGGUGGAAAAUUACACUGUGCUUAACGACUGAUUUCUUUUACCUGCUAGUCCCUUAAGGUCACAUUUGUCAAGUGUGUAUUCACACAUUCACUUAAAUCAAGGGACUCAAUGAUUGCUUUAUUUUAACCAUCUUUUAUUAUUUUUAGAAGGAAACUAGCUUUAGUGGGGUUGCCCUAUACGUUUUUCUCUUUUUGCUCUAAAUAUGCCAUUGGUUUUUUUUUUUGUGUGUGUGUGUAUGUGAUGAAUUUUCAAAAUUCACCAUGACUUGAAGUGCAACGACAGAUCUAGAUGUUUGUUUACCAAGCUAUGUGACUUUUCCCAAAGGAUCUGUACUUUAUUUCCUUACGACAGCUUGAAACCUGUUAUUUUAAAAUCUUUGAAUCACUGUGUCUUGAUCAUUUUUACAUUGUGUGCCAUAGACUUACCCAUGGAACAAUAGAGCACCUUCAUUUUUGGACAACUACUGUAAUGAUGUUUUUAGGAAAAAUGGAAGGUGCCAGGGUAAUAGUGGCCAGCCAAUGAUCAUAUCAUGGACUUCAAAUACUAUACCUGUCAGUCGAUGGAUUUGUCAUGUAAUCAAGUGUAUAACUUUGUAUGGGUGUCUUCAACCCUUUUUCUGCCACUAGCAACCAGAAUAGCACUUUACCUUUUGGUUGGCUAGAAUAAGUGGCUGGCUACCUAUUUUUUCUCACUGUGGUGUGAUGGGCUAAACAGUCUUUCAUCAAAAGUUGAAAUGUAAACUGAAGUCACAUAAAAUAUCACCUUUGGUUGUAAACCUCUCAUACUUUGAUUCUCCAUCCAUGUUUUCGUCACAUGCUGAGUAAAAAGUGCCUUACAAUGUAAAAAUUGUACAGUACUUAUGUUCCCAAGUAGCAUCAUCAUCUUCUGGGUAGUAAUGACAUUGUGGUAUGAAUAUUUAGAAAAAUGGACCUCAGCAGUGUAUUUACUGUUCAUCUCUUAAGUCCUUAACUGUAGUUUUAAUAAGCAUGACAUUAUUUGCUAAGUAUAUAACAUGUACAUCAUUUCAAAAAAUACUGCCAUGACUGUCUUUGACGCAUAUUUUAGCUUGAAAUUUUGAAGCGUCUUUUCUUUCUUUCCUCCCCCCCCCUUUUUUUGUUUUGUUUUCGUUACUGAUAUUCAACAGUGUAAUCUUUGCAAGCGUAUAUUGAAGAUUAUUCUGGAGCAUUUAUUGCCUUACCAGAACUGUUUGUAAGAAAUGUUCUUUAGAGUAGAAAGAUAGACUUGAGUUUCUAUACUUUAAUAAGAACUCUUUGUUCCUUGGGGGAGGGGGGUGGGGGUGUGAAUUUUACUUUCAUCUCAAUUUAUUAAAAACCCACAACGGAAAUACAUUUUAUUUCAAAGAUCAGCAAUUUUAGAAUUUCAGAUAGUACUUGCUCAGGAGUACAUGCUACUCAAGAUAUUAAGAGAAUAACAAGCUAUGUAGAUCUACUGUUGAAUCAGAAUCUAUGUACUUGAACAAAUGUGUGAAUCUUAAAUAUCUCAAAGAAAACGAAAAGUGUUCUAGAAUGUUGUUGCUUUUUUGAAAAGCACUAAAGGUUAGACCAAGGUAUACAGUUUUGUUCUAACAGACAUUUAGGUUAAUUGUAAAGAUAAGGAAUGCAUUAUGGGUCAAAAUCAAACAUUCCUCUCAUGUUAUGUAUAUUUUGUUCCUGUUAUAUUGGCUUUAUUUUCAAAAUUGUAGUUUGUAGUAUUAGUUUCCUUUUAUUGAUAUUCUUGCAUAUACUAUUCAUUCAAUAAAUGAGUUACGACUUUCA
Canis lupus familiaris (dog) is the source of this 4829-nucleotide messenger RNA. It is a transcript of the gene PHF6, whose product is annotated as PHD finger protein 6. NCBI's taxonomy places the organism in Eukaryota, Metazoa, Chordata, Mammalia, Carnivora, Canidae. Gene Ontology annotation, cellular component: nucleus. The record is from RefSeq and is a predicted model, not a curated record. The coding region runs from base 260 to 1357 and encodes 365 amino acids. The transcript has 10 exons.